Messenger RNA from Danaus plexippus (monarch butterfly), 2026 nucleotides. Its product is annotated as poly(ADP-ribose) glycohydrolase-like. Gene Ontology annotation, cellular component: nucleus; cytoplasm. Gene Ontology annotation, molecular function: poly(ADP-ribose) glycohydrolase activity. NCBI's taxonomy places the organism in Eukaryota, Metazoa, Arthropoda, Insecta, Lepidoptera, Nymphalidae. Bases 172 to 1683 code for a protein of 503 amino acids. Gene Ontology annotation, biological process: regulation of DNA repair; nucleotide-sugar metabolic process; ATP generation from poly-ADP-D-ribose. The transcript has 12 exons. The record is from RefSeq and is a predicted model, not a curated record.
CAAUCAAACCUUUUUUGACAUUUCCUUUUGCCGCACGCAUUGUUUUGCUGUUAAAGUCAACUUGACUUAUUAAAGUUUGUAAACAAUACGAAACUUUAAAUUUUGUUAUUUUAAUCAAUAAGAUUAAGAGUGCUUGUGGAUAAUAGAAAGAUUAUUUAACUGAGAAUUAAAAUGUGUUACACUGACUGUUGGCUGGCUAAAGAUUUCCCUCCAGUUGAACCAAGCGAAGAUCAUAUAGUGUUAUUCAGAAUAUGCAAUGGGCAAUACAUUCCGAAUAUCGGAGAAGAUAAAUGGGACAAGGACCAUGUGAAAAUGCCAUGUUCUGAUAGAAAUAUCAGCAAAGAGACUAAUGAAACUAAACAAUGGGACGUCAUAGUAGAAGCUUUGUCUCGAAAAAUUAAAAAUUCCGAGGAUUUAGCAUCCGCGAUACUCACAUAUCAGACACAGUUUAAGGAUAUUUGGAAGUUCAAAGCUAUGCAUAGGUUUUUUAACGAGUACUGGGAUAAAAAUGACAGUGAAUACUUCUUCGAAAACACUUUGCCUAAAGUUGCGCGUUUAGCUUUGGAUUUACCGGAGUUAAUCAAAUCGCCUAUACCGUUACUGAAACAAGGAUGUAAUAUAUCGCUAUCAUUUACACAGUUGCAACUCGCUAGUUUGCUAGCAAACGCAUUCUUUUGUACAUUCCCAGAGAGGAAUAAUAAGAGAAGGGAUUCAGAAUACAAAACAUAUCCGCCGGUUAAUUUCAACGUACUAUACGACGGCGGCGGACCAAAAGUAAUGGAGAAAUUGAAAUUUAUCUGUCAUUACUUCAACAGAGUCUGUGAAGUAAAUCCAACCGGAGUCGUCACGUUUUCUCGUCGCCAUAUCCCUGUAGACAAAUGUCCUGACUGGGCUCGCGUCACCCUUCCCAUGUCAACGGUGCCCCUUGGUGUAGACGAUAGCAAACUCAUUGAAGACGCAAAGUACUGGAUACAAAUGGAUUUCGCCAAUAAAUACAUAGGUGGCGGCGUCCUUCGUCGCGGAGCCGUGCAAGAGGAGAUCCGGUUCGUGUCGAAUCCUGAACUCAUGGUGUCGUUACUGUUCACCGAGGUCCUGAGUCCCACCGAAGCCGUCAUGAUUAUAGGUACAGAACGUUACAGCACGCACACUGGUUAUAGUUCCACUGUCAAAUGGUCUGGCAAUUAUAUAGACGAGACCCCCACAGACUCGUCUGCCAGGCGGCAGUGUGCGAUACUAGCGUUAGACGCUAGAAGAUUCCCUAAGCCUGACGAGCAGUACUGUAAGGAAAUGAUAGACAGAGAGUUGAAUAAGGCAUACGUUGGAUUUUCAUUUUAUUCGAAGGCCGGUGGAUUGAGUUACCCGGGGAUAGCGACGGGUAACUGGGGCUGUGGGGCCUUUGGCGGUUCGGCCAGAUUGAAGUCCUUAUUGCAGAUUAUGGCCUGCGUCAGAGCCGGCAGACCGAUUUCUUACUUCACAUUUAAUGAUGUAACAUUAAAAAAUAAUAUAGAACAUAUGUACGAGUUCCUCAGAACAAAUAAUGUUACAGUCGGCGAUCUGUAUAAAUGUCUGAUGGAUUUCUGUGAAUCUGAGGAUCAUAUUAGUGUGUUUGUUAACUUAUAUGAAAACAUUGAGAAUUAUUUCAACAAACAAAUGAGUUUGGAUGACAAUCAACCUAAGACAUAAAAUAGGGUUUAACUUGAGAAAUUAAACCAUUGAAACAGAUCGAUAUCACAGUAGUUUCACAAUACAUGAGGUUGUAUAUCUGAUAGUACUUUUAUACACAUAUAUAUAUAUAUCUCAGAUUACUCUGCAUCAACUUUAUCAAAUGCAGAUACCAAGAAUUUAUGUAUCACAGAAGUUUUUUAAUUUGUGAUGUACCAUCUCUAAAACCAACAUUAAGUUUUACACCAAUAAGUGGAGGAUCUUCAAAACAUAUACUCAAUGAAUAUUGUCCGUUUAACAAAUGUAAAGAUCAUAUUCUGUCAAAAUAAAACACACACCUAAUAUAAUUAAAAUUAUUUAUUAU